Messenger RNA from Candidozyma auris, 615 nucleotides. It is a transcript of the gene TEM1, whose product is annotated as Ras family GTPase TEM1. Gene Ontology annotation, biological process: regulation of exit from mitosis. The transcript has 2 exons. Gene Ontology annotation, molecular function: GTP binding; GTPase activity. Bases 1 to 615 code for a protein of 204 amino acids. NCBI's taxonomy places the organism in Eukaryota, Fungi, Ascomycota, Pichiomycetes, Serinales, Metschnikowiaceae. The record is from RefSeq and is a predicted model, not a curated record. Gene Ontology annotation, cellular component: spindle pole body.
AUGGAAUCUCUGGAAAGCCAAAGCAACCAGGUCGCUCUAAAGAUAGGGCUCAUUGGCGACUCCCAAAUUGGAAAGACUUCGCUUAUGGUGAAGUAUGUUGAAGGAAGCUUUGACGAGGACUACAUCCAGACAUUGGGGGUCAAUUUCAUGGAUAAAAAAAUCCAGAUACGAAACACACACAUCACUUUUCUGAUCUGGGAUUUGGGCGGUCAGAAAGAGUUUAUCAACAUGCUACCACUAGUGUCCAACGAUGCGGUAGCCAUUCUCUUUAUGUUCGAUCUUACAAGGAAAUCCACAUUGAACUCCAUUAAAGAAUGGUACAGGCAGGUCCGUGGUUUCAACAAAACAGCCAUUCCUUUCUUGGUGGGCACAAAGUACGAUGAGUUCAUUGAUUUGCUGCCACAAGAUCAAACAGAGAUCACGAACCAAGCAAAGAAGUUCGGCAGGGCCAUGCGGCUGCCAGUGAUCUUCUGCUCGACAAGCCAUUCUAUUAAUAUCCAAAAGAUUUUCAAGAUCAUUCUAUCCAAAGCAUUUGACCUCAAACUAAAUAUUGAUGAAAUUGUCAAUGUCGGCGAGCCCAUAUUGAUUUACAAGAAAGACGGCGCAGGUUCCUAA